AUGCGAGCAUUAAUAGGUCUCUUGCUGUUAAUUGCGAGUGCUAAUUGUAUGUACUCAUCCACGUCAGACGUUAUUGAAUUAACACCCAGUAAUUUUGAUAAGCUAGUAACAAAUAGUGAUCAUAUAUGGGUGGUUGAAUUCUAUGCGCCAUGGUGUGGUCACUGUAAAAGUUUAAAACCUGAAUAUGAAAAAGCCGCCACAGCACUUAAGGGAAUUAUAAAAGUUGGAGCCGUAGAUGUAGAUGAGCAUAAAUCAUUUGGAUCUAGAUUUGGAAUUGAAGGUUUCCCCACAAUUAAAAUAUUUGGUGUCAAUAAAAAGAAACCUGACAGUUAUAAUGGUGCGCGAACGGCUGAUGGGCUUGUAACUGAAGCUUUAAGAGUUGCAAGUAAAAAAGCUAAAGAAGCAUUAGGUGGAAAGUCAAGUGGUCCAGAUUCGAAAUCCUCAGAUUCUAAAGAUGUGGUUGAGCUAACGGAUGAUAACUUCGAUAAAUUAGUUAUGAACUCUGAAGAUAUGUGGUUAGUCGAAUUUUAUGCACCCUGGUGUGGACAUUGUAAGAAUCUUGCUCCAAUUUGGGCUAAAGCUGCUACUGAGUUGAAAGGAAAAGUAAAAUUAGGUGCUCUGGAUGCAACUGUUAACACAGUAAAAGGCAGCCAAUAUGAAAUCAGAGGAUACCCAACAAUUAAAUUCUUUGCUCCCGGCAAAAAAGAUUCAGAUUCUGUUUCUGAAUAUGACGGUGGUCGUACAACAAGUGACAUUGUCAAUUGGGCUCUUGAUAAGCUGUCAGAAAAUAUUCCAGCUCCAGAAAUAGUUCAAGUAACUGGUGAAAAGUCAAUGAAAGAAGCAUGUGAUGACAAACCAUUGUGUGUUAUUUCAGUGCUGCCUCAUAUUCUCGAUUGUCAAUCUCAAUGCAGAAAUGAAUACUUGGAAAUAUUCAAAGUUUUAGGUGAAAAAUACAAGAAGAAAAUGUGGGGAUGGGUAUGGGCAGAAGCUGGAGCGCAGCCAGAUCUUGAAGAAGCUCUCGAAAUUGGUGGAUUUGGAUAUCCAGCUUUAGCUGUUGUCAAUGCCAAAAAAAUGAAGUAUUCAUUAAUGAAAGGUAGUUUCUCAGAAGAUGGUAUCAACUCAUUUUUGAGGGAUCUCAGCUAUGGUAGAGGAGGUACUGCUCCAUUGAAAGGCGCUGAACUUCCAAAAAUAUAUGAGACUGAAGCAUGGGAUGGUAAAGACGGUCAGCCACCGCAAGAAGAAGAAAUUGAUCUAAGUGAUGUUGAUUUAAAUGAUAAAGAUGAACUAUAA
Messenger RNA from Cotesia congregata, 1290 nucleotides. NCBI's taxonomy places the organism in Eukaryota, Metazoa, Arthropoda, Insecta, Hymenoptera, Braconidae. The record is from the annotation of a GenBank genome assembly.